UAAAACCUUAAUCUCGUGAAACCGAAAGAAACCCUAGCUCUCGUCCCGUCCCACACGGUAAAAAAAAAAAAGAAAAAAAAUUGAAUUUCCAGAAAACAAAAAUUAUCGAGAAAUUAAUUUCAAAAAUCGACAAAUCUAUUAGGGUUUCAUAUCGAAAUCCCUAGAUUCAAACCCUAGGCGACGCUCGUACUCUUGAUAUUCACGAUUCAGCGGAGAAAUUGAUGUUAUUUGAUAUACCGAUCCAGAUCUGAAAAAUGUGUGAUGGGAAUGUGAAAAGUGGGGGAUUGGGGUUUCCCUGUUUGGAUUGAGGGAUUGUUGAUGGAAAAUAGAAUAGGAAACUCUCAUGGAGCGGAAAUUCCUAAGAAAUCAAGAUCUUUGGAUCUUAAGAGUUUGUAUAAAUCUGGUGAUUCUAAGGAAUCUUCUAAAAAUAAGGGUUUGAAGAGGAAAGAUAGUUCUCAAGAAGGUGAUGAUGAGAAGAGGACUAGUAAUAAUAACAAGAGAAAGAAGAGUAGGAAAGCUUUGCCUCUCAGUAGUUUUAGAACCGUUGAUGGUAGCAAUAGUAGCAAGAGUUUAACAGAAGUGUAUAAUGGGGGGUUCAGUACGGGGUUGCAUGAUUCGGAUAGUUUGAAGAAUUUGGGUUUGAGUCAGAAAUUAAAAAAUGGUUGUGGUGCUAAUGGCAUUUCACUUAGUUUGGGUGACAGUGUUACUAGGAUCCCAAGGCGUAAACGUGGGUUUGUGGGGCGGAACAAGUUUGAGGGUGGUCAAAGGUUGAAGUUGGCAGGGCGAUCUAGUAGUACAGUUGUUGAUGUUAAAGAGGAAGUGAAGUUAACCAGUGAAGAUUCUGGCACUCAGAAUGAGUCUUCCAAGGUUAAACAGAAGAAGUUUAUUGAUGAUUUUAAGGAAAAUAGAAACAGUGAGUCAAGUUUAGUUCAGCAUUUAAAGGAAGAAGAUGGUGUUGCUGCUUACUCAGCUGUAAAUGAUGGUGACUCUUUGUUAAAAAAAUCACAGAGGAAUCCUAGGAAGAGGAAGGAUUCGGUGAAGGGUGGUAAAAGUAUUGCAAAGAAGGCUGAGAUUUUAGUUGGUUCUUCUGUUAAGACAUGUGAUGAUUUGAAAGAAGAUGAUGAAGAGAAUCUUGAAGAGAAUGCAGCAAGGAUGUUAUCAUCACGGUUUGACCCGAGCUGUACUGGCUUUUCUUCAAACAGCAAAGUCUCUGUAUCACCAUCUGAGAAUGGAUUUUCUUUUCUCUUAUCUUCUGGUCAGAAUGCUAGUUCUGGGUCUAAGACUUUGUCUGGUUCCGAAUCUGCAUCUGUUGAUGCUUCUGGUAGAGUGUUGAGACCAAGGAAAAGUCAUAAAGAGAAGGGCAACUCGAGGAAAAGGCGCCAUUUUUAUGAAAUUUACUCUGGAGAUUUGGAUGCGUACUGGGUGUUGAACAGAAGAAUCAAGGUGUUUUGGCCUUUGGACAAGAGUUGGUAUUAUGGCCUUGUCAAUGAGUAUGACAAAGAGAGAAAGCUUCACCAUGUAAAAUAUGACGAUCGUGAUGAGGAGUGGAUAAAUUUACAGAAUGAGAGGUUUAAACUCUUGCUUUUUCCCAGUGAAGUUCCCAGCAAGUCUGAGCGGAAAAGAUCCCGGCGAAAUAGGUGUUCUGAUCAUAGAAUCAGGAACUUGAAGCUCAACAGGGAGGAGAAGAGAAAUGUCGUGACAGAAGAUGACAGUGGUAAUGGGAGCUAUAUGGAUUCCGAGCCAAUUAUCUCCUGGUUGGCACGCUCUAGUCAUCGUGUCAAAUCCUGCCCUUUGCGUGCUGUGAAGAGACAGAAAACAACUGCCUCAUCUCAUAGUUCUCCGGGCCAACCGAUGUUGUGUGAUGAGGCGGUGGAUGAAAACAGUUGUCUCUACGGGGUUUCAUUGAGAAUGGACAAAAUUAAAUUGUCUGGUGCCUCUGCAUUGUCAGACAGACCAGUUGAUGGCAUUAGGGUUGAGGAUUCUUCCUUGGGUAGCACCAGUUGCCUCAAAGACAGCAAACAUCCUAUCGUAUAUUUUAGAAGGCGGUUUCGAAGGACAGAGAAAGCAUUGUGUCAGGCUUCUGAAGGCAAUUGUGUUGCCAGUAGUGUAUCUGAAUCUAUAAAUUCCCUAGCUUCUGUUGAUGAAUUUCAGGAUUUGGGAGAACUUGAUGUUUGUCUGGGAAGGUUGGAUCCUGAAGGAGAUUUGUUGUUGAGUGAUAAUGCAGGGCAGUUACGAUUAAAUAUUUCUUUGUUUCGUACAAAACAAUUCAGGUUUGGGUUGAGCUUCCCUGUGUUCUCUGUCUCAAAUAACUUAUUUGGAACAGAGAGCUUUUCGCUGGUUCAUACUUUGUUCCUGCUUCAGUGUGGUACUGUGAUGACUAUCUGGCCAAUGGUUCAUCUGGAGAUCCUUUUUGUUGAUAAUGAAGUUGGGCUAAGGUUUCUUUUGUUUGAAGGUUCCCUGAAACAGGCUGUAGCUUUUGUUUUCCAGGUCCUGACGGUAUUUUAUCAACCUACUGAGCAGGGGAAGUUUGCUGAUCUGCAGUUGCCUGUAACUUCAAUCAGGUUCAAGUUUUCUUGCUCUCAAGAUUUUAGGAAGCAGAUUGUCUUUGCAUUUUACAAUUUCCAUGAAGUGAAGCAUUCAAAAUGGAUGUUCUUGGAUUCUAAGCUGAAAAGACAUUGUCUGAUCAAUAGGCAAUUACCUCUGUCUGAGUGCACUUAUGAUAACAUUAAGGCGCUUCAAAAUGGAACUAAUCAGCUACUUAGUUCUCCUGCUUACAAAGACUCCUCAUCACUUGAGGGUUUAAGGAGGAGAAGGUAUAGGCAGGGUAUCAGCCUUAUGGGUGUCUCCAGAGAACCUAGUUUUCUGAAAGGUGGCCAAUUUACUUCCAGUUCUGAGAAGAAGCACAGAAAUCUUCCUCUGUUUGCCCUUUCUUUUGGUGCUGCACCUACUUUCUUUCUUAGUCUGCAUCUUAAGCUACUUAUGGAACAUAGUGUUGCCCACAUCAGCUUUCAGGAUCAUGACUCCAUUGAGCAACCAGGAAGUUCUGGCAAUUUGAUGGUGGAUGACAGUUCUAAUAGAGAGGACUCUGUGGACAAAAGUUUUGACAGUAGUAGUGUAGAGAAAAAUCUGAAGGCUUCAUCAAAGGAUGCUGGUUCUGACACUGAGUUAACAACUCUUGAUCUCUCUGUUUGUGGUGAUGAACAUUGGAAAAAGUCUUCACAGAAGUAUGAAAAUGGUGAUCAAACUAUUGAUAGAACUUCUGCCAGCUCUCAGGAACCUGAAGAAGUUGGAGCCACGGCUAUUGUUCCAUUACAGAAGCAACAAUGUGCCCAUUCAGAGUCUGAGCAACUUGUUUUGUCAUCAAAGUCACUAGUUGAUGGUGAUAGGAACAAUGCAGAGUCUAAUUCCGUUUUGAAUGGUAUUAGGGUCGAGAUCCCAUCCUUUGAUCAAUAUGAAAAGCAUAUUGAUGGUGAAUUACCCAGUUCUCAACAGUCUACUGAUUUGACUUGGAAUAUGAACGGUGGCAUUAUCCCAAGUCCUAAUCCUACUGCUCCUAGAAGUACAUGGCAUCGGAAUAGAAGUAGUUCUUCAUCGAUUGGUUAUAAUGCCCAUGGAUGGUCAGAAGGAAAGGCUGAUUUCUUCCACAAUAAUUUUGGAAAUGGACCUAAGAAGCCACGAACCCAGGUAUCAUACUCAAUGCCCUUUGGAGGUUUAGAUUACAGCUCAAAAAAUAAAGGCCACCACCAGAGAGGUCUUCCUCACAAGCGAAUUAGGAGGGCUAAUGAGAAGAGGUCUUCUGAUGUUUCUAGAGGUUCCCAAAAAAACUUGGAGUUAUUAUCUUGUGAUGCAAAUUUACUAAUUACCCUUGGUGACAGAGGAUGGAGAGAAUGUGGAGCACAGGUUGCGCUAGAGCUUUUUGAUCAUAAUGAAUGGAAGCUGGCUGUGAAAGUUUCAGGGUCUACGAGGUACUCUCACAAGGCACAUCAGUUCCUGCAGCCUGGGUCUACCAAUCGUUAUACGCAUGCUAUGAUGUGGAAAGGUGGAAAGGAUUGGAUCUUGGAGUUCACUGAUAGGAGCCAGUGGGCUCUUUUUAAGGAGAUGCAUGAAGAGUGCUACAAUCGUAACAUUCGUGCUGCUUCGGUUAAGAACAUUCCUAUUCCUGGGGUUCGCUUGAUAGAGGAAUAUGAUGAAAAUGCAGAAGUGACAUUUUUUCGCAGUUCUUCCAAAUACUUGCGGCAGGUUGAAACAGAUGUUGAGAUGGCUUUGGAUCCAUCCCGUGUUUUAUAUGACAUGGAUAGUGAUGAUGAACAGUGGAUUUCAAGAAUUCGCAGAUCUUCAGAAAGUGAUGUUAGCAGCAGCUCAUUCGAAUUUUCUGAUGAAUUGUUUGAGAAGACAAUGGACAUUUUUGAGAAGGCUGCCUAUACUCAGCAGUGUGAUCGGUUUAAUUCUGAUGAAAUACAAGAGCUCAUGGCUGGAGUUGGGUGCAUGAAGGUAAUCAGACCCAUCUAUGAGCAUUGGCGACAGAAGAGGCAGAGAGUUGGAAUGCCUUUAAUUCGGCAUCUCCAGGCGCCAUUGUGGGAACGGUAUCAACAGCAAGUGAGAGAGUGGGAGCUAUCUAUGUCAAAAGUUAACCCUAGUCUUCCCAAUGGAUGCUCAGAUAAGGUUCCAUCCAUUGAGAAGCCGCCUAUGUUUGCUUUCUGUUUGAAACCCCGGGGUUUGGAAGUGCCAAACAAAGGCUCAAAACAAAGAUCUCAGCGGAAAAUUUCAGUUUCUGGUCAAAGCAGCCAUGUGUUGGGAGAUCAUGAGGGUUGUCAUUCCUUUGGUAAUGUUCUUUACAAUUUCACUUUCAUCUGGCUUUUUGUAAUUUUCUUUGUGAGUCUUACUUUAUAUGUUGUCAUUUCAGGAAGAAGAUCAAAUGGAUUCCUGUUUGGGGAUGAAAAGGUUCUAUAUCCUGUGCAUAACUAUGAAUCUUUAGAAGAUUCGCCACUGUCUCAGGCAUCACCAAGGGUAUUUUCACCACGUGAUGUAGGCAGCAUGGGAUAUUUCUCCAUGGGCAGUGAUGGGUUUAAUAAGAAAUAUCACCAGAAACUUCAAAGGAGCAAGUCAAAGAAAUUUGGCAAUUUUCUAUCAUCAAAUGACACACAAAUGAUGGCUUCAUAUAGUCAGAGACUAAUGGGCAAGAGAAAUGGAAUUCGUCAGUGGAACAUGGGCUUUUCUGAGUGGCAAAGCCAGCGGCAUUCGUUCUCAGAUGGCUUUCAAAGGCAUGCCCCCGAACAGUUGGAUAAUUCUGAUAUUGAUGAGUUCAGGUUGCGUGAUGCAUCUAGCGCAGCCCAGCAGGCACUUAAUGUGGCCAAGGUCAAAAGAGAGAGAGCUCAGAGAUUGCUUUUCAGAGCAGAUCUGGCAAUUCACAAGGCUGUGGUUGCUCUCAUGACUGCAGAGGCAAUCAAAGAAUCUUCUGAGGACUUCAAUGGUGAUGGGUAGAAUGACCUGAUGAAAUAUGGAGGGUGGACAGAACGAAAUUAGCCAGCACCAUGCAUUUCUGGAAUUGAAGAGUACCUAAAGAAUUGACAUUGUUUUUGCUGGAAUGGGUCUGGUUUUUCCAUUCUCGGUGAUGGUGGCCAGGAGUUGUUGAUUGAUCCAUUGUAAAAGUUCUAACAGGAGAGCUGUGAGCAGUAAGAGUAGUACUUUGCUUCUGCUACAUAUCGUGGCAGUGUUUUUUUGUGCAACUUCACAGCUUUUUCGGUCAGUAGGUUUUGUUAAUCCCAGCAGCAGGUUACCAGUUGAGUGCAACUGUUGUUUGAUCCUGCGGGUAAGGGGUGUAUGGAAUUUUGGCAGCCGAUCUUUGUACAGAUAUAUUUUUUUUUCCUUACCUCUUAUUUUGUUCGAUUUUCCCCCUUAGCCUUGAUGUCAGAGUAGCAGUUGGCCCAAAUAAUACAGCACCCCUUUGAAUCAAAUCACAAUCUCCUGUCUGAUUGAAAUGUUUGGAGCAUUUCGUAGGUAUGUAUCAACAAAAAGCGCACAUCUGAAAUGAGGAAAUAGAGAAUGCUGUAAGUAAUUAUCUUUAUAAAUUUUCACAGAGAUUCAUUAGAGGAUGAGAAUCUUUUGUUGCUUCUCAUUGAUUCAUGUGUCUUAUUGAUUUUGAUUUGUCUGAAGCAAUGGAUGAUUUGGGAAGCGUUCAUGUAUAGCCUGUUCCUUGUUUUUCUGUAUUGCUUCUAGAAAUAACAGCAAUAUGUCCUAGACAGAAGCAAUAUAUCCUUCAUAAUUUUACUUAUUUAAUGUCUGGAAAAUUUUCGAACUAUGUAUUUCCUCCAUA
Messenger RNA from Theobroma umbraticum, 6313 nucleotides. Lineage: Eukaryota; Viridiplantae; Streptophyta; Magnoliopsida; Malvales; Malvaceae. The record is from RefSeq and is a predicted model, not a curated record.